Dendronephthya gigantea is the source of this 664-nucleotide messenger RNA. Its product is annotated as testicular haploid expressed gene protein-like. The transcript has a single exon. NCBI's taxonomy places the organism in Eukaryota, Metazoa, Cnidaria, Anthozoa, Malacalcyonacea, Nephtheidae. Bases 1 to 582 code for a protein of 193 amino acids. The record is from RefSeq and is a predicted model, not a curated record.
AUGAAUUUCUUCCGAUUUAGACCUCAAAUACUGAAAUACCACGACUACUCGAUCGGGCGAUCCACGCCCCUGUGGACGGUAAGCGACGCGGCAAAAAAUGCUCUGCGCAAAUCGAGGUUGAUGGAACUCUCGAAACCACGCCCAAUGCACCCGGAAUAUCAGCCUCCGAAGCCCGCGAUCCCUGUGAUCACGAAAGCAGCCAAAGAGGCCUCGCCCUCGGAGCGCCUAGACGAACUGGCAAAAGCCUCAAAACGAAUAAUAAAUAUGGAAAACGAAUGGAGAGUGAAGAUGUCCGCAUUGAAUUACAAGCCCAGUGAAAGGAUACUGGAGUUAUCUCGCCCGCGGCCCUUCGCAAAUGGUUACCUCCCUUGCAAGACUCCUGACGAAACGUGGCGCGUAUCGCCGAAUGCCCGAAAGGCAUCGACGUCGGAUCGUGUCGACGAGCUGAGCAGGCCUCAAGUACGGACUGUGGGUACCAAUCUCCCGCGAACGGACGCGUUUGUCGUCUCCGACGCGGCAAAAAAAGCAAAAGCGAGCGAUCGUAUUGUCGAACUAUCGCAGCCCGUAGUUCGAGGCCAUUAGCAAGCUACGGUCAUCUCAUUCAAUCGUGGAAUGCUAGUGAUAACUAUUUCAUGUCUUUAAGUAAUGUGUAGUAAAAUCAUAA